CCCUGUGCAAGUUAAAAACAAAUACAUUAAACCCUUAAACUCGUGGACCCGAGCUUAGCAGGGCAAAGAACAUUCACGUCCAUUUUAGCUAUAUGUACAGCACCCGAGACUCUCCCAGUCGGUGUAUGUGACCCUGUGGCUGUCCUGGAUGUCCCCCAAUCUGGUGUGGUCGGGGGAGGGAUGCGGCCCCUUAACUUGACCCUCGUACAAGUGGGGGACAGUUCUCAAGCCAUGACAUCCCCCUCAAGCCAGCUCAGCUCCUAGCCCUGGGAGCUGCAUUCAGACUGAGCAGCUCCCCUCUGACCCCACCAAGCAAAGUAGUCAGAGCCAGGGGUGGCUCCAGGCCCCAGCACGCCAAGCGCGACUGGCAGAGCGCCCCCCGCGGCAUGUCGCCGUGCUUGGGGCAACAAAAUGUCUAGAGCCGCCCCUGGUCAGAGCCUCGCUAGUCUCUCCCCGUGGGGCAGGUUUUCCAGACCUUCCCCCCCCGUGACAGACCUGCCACUGACUGUCUGUGCGGGAGGGGGGUUGCCAGGAUUAGAAAGCGGGGUGCUGGGAAGCUCUCUUGGGGCCCAGCUAGGGUUACCAGAUGUCCCGAUUUUAUAGGGACAGUCCUGAUUUUGAGGUCUUUUUCUUAUACAGGCUCCUAUUACCCCCCCCCCCCAUCACAAUUUUUCACAUUUGCCAUCUGGUCACCCUAGGCCCAGCUCCCUCUGGGGGGUGAGGCUGACUAUUCUCCAGGCUCUGCCAGGCAAAGUGAAUCUGCAGGGAACAGCAGGAAGGAGGCGAGGCCAAGCAGCCGCCUAAGAUAAAGGGAAAGCCCCAGCGCCCCUGGCCUGGGCUGGGGGCUGACACACAUUCUUGUUGCCUAAUUAUCUCCUCUGAGGGAGCUGGAUUCCAAGGGACAAAGCAUCCUCUAAGAGGGCUGGGACUGGGACCCGUUCCAGAGCCCCGCAGGGGGCGGGAGAGGAGCUGGCGGGUGAGGGAGGGGAAAGGGGAGGGCUGAAAAUAAUAAUAAUAAUAAUAAAACUUCCUGCAGUUCUCAGGAGAACAUGGGCCAGAGAUAUAGGAAGCAAUCGAGGGCCUUUAUCGUGGAAACACAGGCUCAGGGAGCAGGAUUCCUGGCCAGCUGCACGCCCAGCCUCGGAGCUGUCAGACGCCACAUGUCAGCAGCAGCAGCCGAGCAGGGGGAGUACUCAGUGUCCCACACCAGGCAGCACAGAAGCAGGGAAACGUGCGUGCACGUGAAGUUCAAACCAGACCCUUUCAGCUGGGUAGGAAUAAGCCCCCUGCAAGGUGAGCAUGGGAGCCGGGGGAGCCCUGCUGUGGUUAGUGGGGGCUGCAUGGGCUGCGAUGGCUCUGGGACUUGGGUCCCACCUGAAAGGGAAGAACAGCCUUGAUAGACCUCAGCACCAGGUGCAGCAUGGGCCCUGCAGCUACACCUUCCUGCUCCCAGAGCUUGGGGGCUGUUACCCCUCCACCGCCGAAUACCAGGUCUCGAACUCGCUGCAGAGAGAUGCUCCGUCCGUGCCUGAGCCCAAGUGGCCAGCCAAGCGGCUCCAACAGCUGGAGAACAUCAUGGAAAACAACACUCAGUGGCUGCAGAAGCUGGAGAGCUAUAUCCAGGAGAAUGCGAAAAUGGAGCUUGCCGAGAUCCAGUUCAAAACGGUGCAGAACCACACAGCUGCCAUACUGGAGAUCGGGAGCAGCCUCCUGAGCCAGACGGCUGAGCAGACCCGCAAGCUCACCGAUGUGGAGACGCAGGUUCUCAAUCAGACCUCAAGGCUGGAGAUCCAGCUGCUGGAGAACUCUCUGUCCACUAACAAGCUGGAGAAACAGCUGCUGCUGCAGACCCAGGAAAUAAACAAGCUCCAGGAGAAGAACAGCUUUCUGGAGAAGAAAGUCCUGGACGUGGAAGCCAAACACGAGGAGGAGCUGCAAGGGAUCAAAGCUGAGAAGCUGGAGAUGCAGAGUCUGCUGUCCAAGCAAACCCAGCUCAUCCGGGAACUGGAGCAGCACCUCGCCACAGCCUCAGCCAACAACACGGUGCUGCAGAGACAGCAGGCGUCUCUCAUGGACACAGUGCACCGGCUCCUGAGCCUGGUCUCUCAGGGCAACAAAAUCUCCCCAGGCCCGCAGGAGGAGCAGAAGGUGUUCCGGGACUGCGGGGCUGCGUACAAAUCGGGCCUCACUGCCAGCGGGGUCUACACGCUGCACUUCCCCAACUCCACAGUCACCACCAGGGCGUUCUGCGACAUGGAGACCAGCGGGGGAGGCUGGACUGUCAUCCAGCACCGGAAGGACGGCUCCGUGGACUUCCACCGCACCUGGAAGGAAUACAAACACGGCUUUGGGUCCCCAUCUGGAGAAUACUGGCUGGGAAAUGACUUCAUCCACCGGCUCACCACUCAGGGCUCCUAUUCCCUCCGAAUCCAGCUCCGGGACUGGGACAGCAACGAGGCCUACUCCCUGUACGGGCAUUUCCAGCUGGGCAGCGAGGAGCAGCUCUAUCGGCUCCACGUGCGGGACUACAGCGGGACGGCCGGCAGGACGAGCAGCCUCAGCCCCCCGGGGACGGCCUUCAGCACCAAGGAUGCCGACAACGACCGCUGCGGCUGCAAGUGCGCUCAGAUGGCGACCGGAGGCUGGUGGUUCGAUGCCUGCGGCCCCUCCAACCUGAAUGGGAUUUACUACCCCGCUAGCCCCGCGACGCUCCGCUACAAUGGCAUGAAGUGGCACUACUGGAAAGGGCCCAGCCACAGGCUCAAGGCCACCACCCUGAUGAUCCGGGCUGCAGACUUCUGAGAGGCCCCAGACGGGCCGACGGGCUGGGGCUGGGGCUGGGGCUGGGGCUGGGGCUGGGCCGUCCCUGCAGGGAAGACGGGCUGGGCUGCGGCUACACCAAGGCUCCUGUGGCACCACGUGAACGGCCUCCAGCAUGUGGGUCUGGCCCUGAAGGGCGAGCUUGCACAGCGCUCUGGACACUUGCUUAGCCCUGCCUCUGUGCGGUGCCUCCUCCCCCAGCACCAGAAGCUCAUUCCCGGGCGCCGGCCAUCGAGGAUGGGCCUGAGCAGAGGCAGCCCCCUCCCACUUGUCCAAACACAGCCUGCGUCUAGGUCUUAAUCUCCUCCCCGUUCAGGAGCUGGCUCACAAACAUCCUGCUGUUUCCUGGGGAGCCGGGGGCUUGUGAUACUGGUGUCAAGUUGUUCAGAUAAAGCAUCUGUGGAGAGUGCA
This is a messenger RNA of Gopherus evgoodei (Goodes thornscrub tortoise), 3231 nucleotides long. Its product is annotated as angiopoietin-2-like. The transcript is spliced from 9 exons. Gene Ontology annotation, biological process: Tie signaling pathway. Lineage: Eukaryota; Metazoa; Chordata; Testudines; Testudinidae. The record is from RefSeq and is a predicted model, not a curated record. Gene Ontology annotation, molecular function: receptor tyrosine kinase binding. The coding region runs from base 1300 to 2802 and encodes 500 amino acids.